AUGUAUACGUUGCCUUCACAGUGGGAGAAGAUCACAUCACAUGGACAUGUCCAGUCCUGUCCAGUCCCAGAACACCCAGGGCACAGGUGUAACGGACAACCCACCCACUCCCGCCUCCGUGGAAACAGUGUAGCAUACGGCUUCAUUAACACGUGUUUGAGGACGCUAGUGGUGGAGAAGUUUGGAGAAGAAACAUGGGAAAAACUGAGGCUAUUGGCAGAAGUCCAGGACACCUUUAUGACCUAUGAAAUAUAUGAUGAUGUCAUCACCCUUCGUCUGGUGCAAGAGGCUUGUAAAAUGUUGGAUGUCUCCUCUGAGGUGGUACUGAAGCUGUUUGGGGAAUACUUCUUCAGUUUCUGUAAAAUGUCUGGCUACGACACAAUGUUACGGACUCUUGGUGGAAAUCUGGUGGAAUUCAUUGAAAACCUUGACGCCCUCCAUAGUUACCUGGCACUGUCUUAUGAGGAAAUGAAUGCGCCGUCUUUCCGUGUGGAGCGAACAAAUGAUGGCAGGACAUUGCUCCACUAUUACUCUGACAGAAAAGGACUCCACUACAUAGUCCCUGGCAUUAUUGAAGCAGUGGCAAAGGAUUUCUUUGGCAGCAAAGUGACCAUGACCAUCCUGGAGCAGCCGAAGGAGCAGGAACGCACAGGAAAGAGAGAACAUGUGAUCUUCCUCAUGACACAGACGAGUGAAGGGGCCAAGGGGGAAGAAGCCCACUUAAAUGGAGGGGACGGGACUGUGGAGAGAAAGGUCAUGUCAGGAAAAAUACCUUUCAACCACAUUCAACAUUCCUUCUGCCCCAGGUAUCCCAAGAGACUAUGGAUUGAGGAGCAAGCCUUCUGCAAUGCUUUCCCCUUUCACAUUGUCUUUGACCAAAACCUUGUAGUAAAACACACAGGAGUGAACAUCCAGAAGUUUGUGCCGGGGCUGCAGAAGACAGGCUGCCGCCUGGAUGAGUACUUCAGCGUGGUCCAUCCUGAGGUCACCCUUAACAUCCACAGCAUCAAGAAGUUCAUCAACAGCCAGUUUGUGCUGAAAACAAGGAGGGAGAUGCUUCCUGAGAGCCUCCAGAAUCAAACCAUGCUCAAACUGAGAGGUCAGAUGGUAUGGAUGGAGUCUCUGCACUGCAUGGUGUAUCUGUGUUCUCCAAAGCUGCGUAGUCUGCAGGAGCUUGAAGAGCGAGGGCUGCACCUGGCUGAUAUUGCUCAGCACGACACCACGCGCGACCUCAUCCUGCUCAACCAGCAGCGACUGGCUGAGAUUGAACUGUCCAACCAGCUGGAGCGCAAGAAGGAGGAGCUGCGCAUCCUCUCACGCAACCUGGAGGUGGAGAAGAAGAAGACAGAGACGCUGCUGUAUGCCAUGCUGCCACGCCACGUGGCCAACCAGUUAAAGGAGGGGAAGAAGGUUGAUGCUGGAGAGUUCAAGGUGUGCACCAUUCUCUUCAGUGACGUGGUCACCUUCACAAAUAUCUGCGCAGCCUGUGAACCCAUCCAAAUAGUCCACAUGCUGAACUCCAUGUACUCAAGGUUCGACCGCCUCACCAAUGUCCACGAUGUCUACAAGGUCGAAACCAUUGGCGAUGCCUAUAUGGUCGUUGGCGGUGUGCCCAUACCGAAGGACACCCACGCUGAGCGUGUGGCAAACUUUGCCUUGGGCAUGACAAUUGCUGCUAGGGAGGUGACAAACCCCAUCACAGGAAAACCAAUACAGAUCAGAGUGGGUCUACACACUGGUCCUGUGCUGGCUGGCGUAGUGGGUGAGAAGAUGCCCCGGUACUGCCUUUUUGGAGACACAGUCAACACGGCCUCUCGAAUGGAGAGCCAUGGUGUCCCAGACCAUAUACACCUGAGCCCUUUUACCUACAGUGCUCUGAAGGAUAAAAUGUUUGAAAUUCGUGAACGAGGUGAGAUCCAGGUGAAGGGCAAAGGCUUGAUGGACACCUACUUCCUGAUUCAGAACCUGCAGCUGUCAGAAGAUCAGAUCAUGGGCAGGGGGAAGGAGGAGACGUGUGUGUACAGAGAUAAUCAGCAGGAGGAGGAGCAUGGACCAGACAAUAAGACAGCAGAAGAGCAGAACAACGUUUCGGAAGUGGAGGAAGAGAGGACAUCUUCCAUCAAAGAGGAAAGCAGGAGCUCCUCUGCCCACCUCUCAGCUGACGACCCCUCACCCGAUCCCUCUGCUGAUAUUACUUCUAGUGUCUCGGCAGUCCAUUAUCAUGUACCGGAUUACUUUGCACCCGUAGACGAUGGUCUUCCUCCAGAAAACAUCAGCAUCAACUCCCGCCUCUGUACAGUGCUUUAGAUAAACUAUGCUUAUUCAAAGCAUCUGCUGGAGACAUCCUCAAGCUGGCCCACAGCAGGACACUCCAAUACCUACUUUUUCUUAUU
This is a messenger RNA of Astyanax mexicanus (Mexican tetra), 2393 nucleotides long. RefSeq names its product guanylate cyclase 1, soluble, beta 2 (gene gucy1b2). The record is from RefSeq and is a predicted model, not a curated record. Gene Ontology annotation, cellular component: guanylate cyclase complex, soluble. Gene Ontology annotation, molecular function: heme binding; guanylate cyclase activity. The transcript has 16 exons. Bases 1 to 2307 code for a protein of 768 amino acids. Lineage: Eukaryota; Metazoa; Chordata; Actinopteri; Characiformes; Acestrorhamphidae. Gene Ontology annotation, biological process: cGMP biosynthetic process; response to oxygen levels.